Molecule: messenger RNA, 426 nt
Organism: Lasiosphaeria miniovina
Lineage: Eukaryota; Fungi; Ascomycota; Sordariomycetes; Sordariales; Lasiosphaeriaceae
Exons: 4
Coding region: 1-426 (141 amino acids)
Source: RefSeq, a predicted model, not a curated record
AUGUUGGGGGUGUUUACCGCCCUCCCCGCUGCGCUGCCGAUGUUUUCUGCAAUUUGUCGGCCCAUUUUCAUGGAUGGAUUCCCCGACGGAGUUGCUGGGAACGCACAACCGUGGCCGCACCUGCGGGAUCCUGGACGCCCUGGGACGCUCGGCGAGCUUGAGGCCUUCUUGACCUCCACGGCAAAAUUGAGUGAGAAUCCUACCCGCUUUUCCACCUCCUUCUGCGGCGCGCUGGUGCUGGCAGGUCGGAGCUUCCGCGAGGCCUCGGCUGCUGCUAGGGUCAACGCGCUGCAGAUCAUGAAGGAGCGGCAUGCGCAGCGCCCUGGAUGCGAGGAAUAUCUCCUGGUCGAGUUUGGUCGUGAUGAUGACGUGCCCGCGGUGUCCGGACACGCAUGGAAUGGACCGAAGGAGCUUCCUCCAGGAUGA